Molecule: messenger RNA, 837 nt
Organism: Heterostelium album PN500
Lineage: Eukaryota; Evosea; Eumycetozoa; Acytosteliales; Acytosteliaceae
Product: josephin domain-containing protein
Exons: 4
Coding region: 1-837 (278 amino acids)
Biological process (GO): protein deubiquitination
Cellular component (GO): nucleus
Molecular function (GO): cysteine-type deubiquitinase activity
Source: RefSeq, a predicted model, not a curated record
AUGGUAUAUGUUUAUUUUGAACAUCAAGUUGCAUCAUUAUGCGGUGUACAUUGUUUGAAUACACUGUUGCAAGGUAGUUACUUUACUGCUGUAGAUCUAGCGAAUGUAGCGCAUGAAUUGGAUGAAAAAGAGAGAGAUGUAAUGUUACAGGCUGGCGUCGAUUCUUCUGAUUUCAUAAAGUUUGCUGCUGAAGGCAGUGGAAAUGUAGCGGACGAUGGAUUCUACUCGGUUCAGGUGCUAGAGAAAGCAUUGUCAUCAUUCAACUUGACUUGUACUUCUAUUAAUAAUAAAGAGAAUGCCGAUGUUAUUGCGAAUCCACUGAAGGAGAAUGGCUUUAUGUGUAACUUGCAGCAGCAUUGGUUCACUCUCAGAAAGAUCGAGGGUAAGUGGUUCGAUGUCAAUUCACUCAAGAAACAGCCAACGUUCCUCUCUGACUUUUAUGUAAGUCUCUACCUGGAAACACUGCGCCAGCAAGGUUGGAGUAUAUUCGUGGUGCGUGGUGACUAUCCUGCGAUCAUUCCUUUCUCAACGGCCGAACUAGGCAAAUGGGUCGACGUCGAUCCAACAGUAAGCAAGCCACCAACAUCACAGCAACAACAACAACCAAACAGAUCCAUGGUAGAUCUCGAAGAAUUCGAUCCAGACUUGGAGGAGGCACUUAAAUUAAGUUUAAAAUAUUCAGAUGAUAAUGAAGCAUAUCGGCCAAUGAAUCAGAGAAGAAACGAUUCAAAUGAACCAUACACUUUAAUAGAGGUAGAUGAAUACGAGCAGAUUAUCGAUGAUGAUGAAGAUGAAGAUUUAAAGUUGGCAAUUGAAGCUAGUUUGAAUCAAUCAUAG